CUUCUCAGCAGAAGGCCAGCCCAGGCUUCUGGCCAACGUUGCAAUUAUCUUGCCCAUCCCCCAUUCCUCUCUGUUGAUCAAGGGGUGGCUUCAUGGUGAUACUGUUGGUGUCAAGGGAGAGUCAGCCUAGGUCUGGCUUGUACAGUCUUCUCUUUUAACCGAGGCCUUACUCAGAAAGGCCAGACAACUCCCACCCUCAUCUGACCCUCCAGGGACCUGAUGGGCUGGCUGGCAGCUCUAUCAGGGAUACUAGAGCCAGAGUAGGCAGCAACGCUUCUGAGUCCUGGUGGACUUCGAGGUGGAAAGGGACUGAGACAUGCCUAGGGUGGGGAGAUAAGGGGAAGGUUUCUGGGAUAAACAAAUGCCAGAGACUAAGCAGGAGCCCAUAGCUGAGCAGAGAAGCGUCAGAACUAUGGAUACAACGCCCUGCCCAACUCCUUGGUCCUAGCAUUUCUUUCCAAUACUAUGGUUACUUAAUCUCUACAAAUUCAGGCCCUGCCCUACCCAAGAGGAAUUGAUGGUAGCUAGCUUUAAGAGAAUCUGGUUGCUGACACCCCGCCAACCUUUCUGGGCUUGUUCUAGUCCAGCUCACAUCUUUUGUGCUGUAGCAACAGAGAAACCCUUCCCAGAUAAGCUGGGCAUUUUACCCCUGUGAGCCAUGCUGUCCUCAGCAACCAACGAAGCAGGUCCAGUUUCUCCUUUCUACAAAUGAGCACGUUGAGGUUCGGGUGUUGGCCCAUGUUCAGAAAGCUUGCCAGGGUGGCACAAAAAUGAGGACAACCUGUCCCAUCUCAGGGGUGCUCAAAACCCCCACAGCGUGCUGCCCCUGGGUCCCGCACCAGGAUUGGGUUCCCACCUGUUCUUGAUGCCUCACUCACCUCAACACCAGGCCUCCUGAAGAUAACUACCAACCAGAAACCCCAAGGAUUUUCUCUUGUCUUGCUACAGCUUCCUUGAUUCUGCCCAUCAGUACCCCCGUUACCUGCGCCCCACCCUCUGAACUGAUCCUACUGGUCUACCUGCCUCAGGCCUCCUUUGCUUCUAAUCCUCCCUCCAGUGGCAACCGGGUGACUUCAUCAUCCCACCUCCUCUCCUGCUAUCCCUGACCCCCACACCUCCCCAAAGCCAAGAACCUGAUCCAAAUUCCUUUGUAGGGCAUCACGGAGCCCUGCUUGCCAGCCUGGCUGACCUCAUCUCUCCCUGGCCCUCGCCUUGUACUUUGUUCUAGAGCCAAGUGGAAUGAACUGCUCGUCCCUGGGCCUGCCUUGCAGCAGUCCCUCUGCCAGGAAUGCCACUCCACCCUCUUCCUCCCAAGCCCUGAGUCUAUUCUUCAGACCAGUUCUUUGCUUUCAAGACUCAGCUUAAGCCUUGCCCUGAUGGCCCCCUCCCUGAGCAUCUUCCUCCAAUCCAAACGGGACUUAGUAGCACAGCCAUGCAGUCCCAGCUACUUGAGGCAGGAGGACUGCAAGUUCGAGACCUCAAAAGAAAAAGAAAAAGAGGUCUGGGGAUGUUGCUCAGUGUUAUAUGCAAGGCCCAAAGGUUUGAUCCUUAAUACCGUAAAAAAAAAAAAAAAAAAAAAAAGUUCUCACCCUUUCUACAUCUGCUAGAGUACCUGAGGGCCUGGACGCUGUGUAGCCGCUGCAACUUCUGCAUGGACCCCUGUGCACCAAGAGCGACAUAGGCAAAGGCUGUGUUUGAGUUCUCUGAUUCCCCAGCAUACCCCAGCAGAAGGGCAGGGGCCAGGGAAUUGCUAAGUGCUUGAGCUACUAAGGAACUGACUGACUAACACCAAAUGGUGCCCUGGGCACCUCCUAUGUCCCUCUCCGCAGGCAAUGACCUGUUCCUGGUGGCUGUGCAUGAACUGGGCCAUGCCCUGGGCCUGGAGCAUUCCAAUGACCCCAGUGCCAUCAUGGCGCCCUUCUACCAAUACAUGGAGACGCACAACUUCAAGCUGCCCCAGGAUGAUCUCCAGGGCAUCCAGAAGAUUUACGGACCCCCAGCUGAGCCUCUGGAGCCCACAAGGCCUCUUCCUACACUCCCGGUCCGCAGGAUCCAUUCACCGUCUGAGAGGAAACAUGAGCGGCAGCCCAGGCCCCCUCGGCCACCUCUGGGGGACCGACCAUCCACUCCAGGUGCCAAACCCAACAUCUGCGACGGCAACUUCAACACGGUGGCCCUCUUCCGGGGCGAGAUGUUUGUGUUUAAGGAUCGCUGGUUCUGGCGCCUGCGCAAUAACCGGGUGCAGGAGGGCUACCCCAUGCAGAUUGAGCAGUUCUGGAAGGGCCUGCCCGCCCGCAUAGAUGCAGCCUAUGAAAGGGCUGAUGGAAGAUUUGUCUUCUUUAAAGGUGACAAGUACUGGGUGUUCAAAGAAGUGACGGUGGAACCUGGGUACCCACAUAGCCUGGGAGAGUUGGGAAGCUGCCUGCCCCGUGAAGGAAUUGACACGGCUCUGCGUUGGGAACCUGUGGGCAAAACCUACUUUUUCAAAGGCGAACGGUAUUGGCGCUACAGUGAGGAGCGGCGAGCCACAGACCCUGGCUACCCCAAGCCCAUCACCGUGUGGAAGGGCAUUCCGCAGGCUCCGCAAGGGGCCUUCAUCAGCAAGGAAGGAUAUUACACCUACUUCUACAAAGGUCGGGACUACUGGAAGUUUGACAACCAGAAACUGAGCGUGGAGCCAGGCUACCCACGCAACAUCCUGCGCGACUGGAUGGGCUGCAAGCAGAAGGAGGUAGAGCGGCGAAAGGAGAGGAGGCUGCCCCAGGAUGACGUGGACAUCAUGGUGACCAUCGACGACGUGCCGGGUUCCGUGAACGCUGUGGCUGUGGUUGUCCCCUGCACCCUGUCCCUCUGCCUCCUGGUGCUGCUCUACACUAUCUUCCAGUUCAAGAACAAGGCGGGUCCUCAGCCCGUCACCUACUAUAAGCGGCCAGUCCAGGAGUGGGUAUGAGCAGCCCAGAGCCCUCUCUGUCUACUCAGUCUGGCCAGCCAGGCCCUUCCUCACCAGGGUCUGAGGGGCAGCUCUAGCCACUGCCCACCGGGGCCAGCAGGGCCCUAGGCCAGGUUCAUGUGUAGCUGAAGUGGUGGGUGCAUUGGUCUAGGCUGAGUGUGGGGCAGGGAGUGAUGGUGGCUGUGUCCCAGGCUGGGUAGCUGGCACCCAGCUGUCAGCCUUCUGUCCUGGGUACACCACUCUCUACUCAAGGGAAUAGGCCAGGCUCUGUCAUGAGGCAAGGAUCGUGCCAGGAGGUGCCCCUGAGGUCACUGCAUCCUGCAGUGUCUGCAAGGUACUGCAGCUCCAGUCCUGGCUGGGACCCAGUCCUCUGAGGCAAGCCAGCACUAGCUCUCAACCCCGCCCCCCCGCCCCAAGAUGCCACCAACCCCAGUCCCUCUGCCAACACCUGCUGGUCAGAUGUCCCCUCACCCCUACCCACUAUCCUCCAAGGCUACAGUGCCCCUGCUGCCAACACAGUGGGCAAAAGCCUAGGUUUCCCCUGCUAGCCAAUAGCAGAUUCCUCAGGAAACCUGCUCUGCUUGUCAGGUCUCCUCUGAGACCCAGGA
This is a messenger RNA of Psammomys obesus (fat sand rat), 3558 nucleotides long. It is a transcript of the gene Mmp24, whose product is annotated as matrix metallopeptidase 24. The record is from RefSeq and is a predicted model, not a curated record. Gene Ontology annotation, molecular function: metalloendopeptidase activity; zinc ion binding. Gene Ontology annotation, biological process: extracellular matrix organization; collagen catabolic process; proteolysis. The transcript has 5 exons. Gene Ontology annotation, cellular component: extracellular matrix. Bases 1793 to 2950 code for a protein of 385 amino acids. NCBI's taxonomy places the organism in Eukaryota, Metazoa, Chordata, Mammalia, Rodentia, Muridae.